Molecule: messenger RNA, 1988 nt
Organism: Tuber aestivum (summer truffle)
Lineage: Eukaryota; Fungi; Ascomycota; Pezizomycetes; Pezizales; Tuberaceae
Source: the annotation of a GenBank genome assembly
CAAGUUCGGAACUCGGUCUUAUCCUCCCUGGUUUUCCAAGGUGCUGCACGAUCUAACCUUAGGUGGGGGAUCCCGGAAACAAGGGAGAAGACCCACCUUAUUAAAUUUUUAUGCCCCUGCCCUAUCACGGAAAUAUUUUUCGAAUUGGUCACAAUUUAAAAGAUUAAGAAUGUCUCCAAAUGAUUCGAGAUGUCCUCAGAUUCCGUCGUGGGCGGGAUCACAGCUUUGAAACCGGGACGCUUGCUGACAUCUUUCGAGGCGGUAUCACGUGACACAAUGCACAUACCGGUAGUCUAACAAUGGAACCCUUCUCUUGGCCGACGUACAAGUAGUUCAUUACCUUCGGAAUCCUUUCUCCCGCAAUUUGUUCGGCCACGACACAUAAUCACCACACCCUCCCACCACCCCAACCUCAUCACGAUAAAACUUUAAAAAAAAUAACAGUCAAGAUGUCUACCUCUAAUGAAGGGAAGGUCCAAAUCUCGCUACUCACCGCGGCAAAAACCCUUGAACGAACCAGCAUCUCCCUACCCCCGCCAUCCCCAACCGAGCUACAAAUUGCGAUCCGUUCUACAACUCUCUGCGGUUCUGACCUGCACUAUUACAAUCACUACCGCAACGGGGAUAUAAUUGUCAAAGCUCCCUUGACCCUCGGACAUGAGUCUUCCGGUGUUGUGACAGCGGUAGGAGAGUAUGUGAGGGAGAAAUGGAGUGUCGGGGAUCGAGUUGCGUUGGAGGUUGGCGUUCCGUGUGGCGAGUGUGAGGGAUGUAGUUCUGGUCGGUACAAUAUCUGCUCGGGGCUGAAGUUCAGGGGUAGUGCCAAGUCGGACCCCCACUACUGGGGAACCCUCCAGGAAAGGAUUAAUCAUCCAGCGAGGUGGUGCCAUAAGUACCUCUUCCUCCAUUUCCCCCCACCUCGCUCCGAGUAACUAACAAAGUGCACAGAGUCCCGGAAAACGUCUCAUUCACAGCAGCCGCCCUUCUGGAGCCCCUCUCCGUCGCAAUCCACGCAACCCGUCGGGUCCGCAAACUCGGAACCCUUGGCCCCAGCAGCUCAAUCCUGAUCUUGGGCGCCGGCGCGGUCGGCCUCCUAGUCGCGACAAUGUGCAAACUUAGCGGUGCUACAAAGAUCGUGAUAUCGGACAUAAACACCGGACGUACAUCCUUCGCUGUGGAGAAUGGAUUCGCGACGCAAGUGCAUCGUCCGACUAUCCGGCAAAAACGUCCGGAAACGGUGGAGGAGAAAUUGGACAUGGCCAAGGACUCUGCGAAGGCGGCGAAAACAACGCUGGGUAGGGAGGAGGGGUUCGAUGUCACGUUCGAGUGCACUGGAAUGGAGAUUUGCACGCAGACCGGGAUCUAUGCUACCAGAUCUGGGGGAAGCUUGAUACUCUUGGGCAUGGGGAAUCCUGUUCAGACCCUGCCGAUCUCUGCCGCAGCAUUGAGAGAAGUGGAUAUCCUCGGUGGGUUUAGGUAUGCUAAUACUUACAAGGAGGGAAUUGAGAUUAUUUCUUCCGGCCAGAUUCCCGCUCUGGAGAAGAUUGUCACACAUAAGAUGGUGGGGAUCGAGAAUGUGCAAGAUGCAUUUGAGAUGGCCGGGAGGCAGGUCGAUGAUGCGGGGGCGCUCGUUAUCAAGGUUGAGUGUGCCUUUGGAGGGGAGAGUUAGGCUGGCGGGGAGCUCACGUGGCCAGUUCACUACGAAUUUGGAGUUGGUGGAUAAACUGGGUUCCCCUCUCGUUUCCACACGGCAUCGAGGGUCGCAACCGGAGGUAUAAGCCCUGUAGAUACGGCCCCAUCAUACUCUAUCCAUACUCCACUCUUGCAGCAAAACAUGUAUAUAUCGAACAAAACUUGGAGACAUGCCGGGUUCCUUGUCAACAGUUAACGUAACCUACCUUGUGCCUACCCCAAUUUCACACCCGCAGUAUACCACAGUACGUUAGUUUAACUUCUUACCAAAAGGUAUUUUUUACCCCCGUUACGCCCUU